AUGUCCACCCCAAUCAACAUAAAAUCCGUCGCUGCCUCUACCUCUCCUGUCACUUCCUCCAUCCAUGACCACUUUCGCAACCGUGCAAGAGAUUCAACCACUGACAUUCGACAGCCCAAGGUUUUGCAUCCGCUGGAAAACGAGGAUCUUAGGCUGUUGAUCCUCGAAAACAUCAGUCAGGAUGCUGUUGCUACUUUUAGAGGGCAGGGAUAUCACGUCGAUCAUUAUUCAAAAGCAAUGCCAGAGGACGAGCUUGUCGAGAAGAUCGGCUCAUAUCAUGGCAUUGGAAUCCGAAGCAAGACAAAAAUCACACAACGGGUACUUAAGGCUGCGUCCAAGUUGCUCGUCAUUGGAUGCUUCUGUAUCGGCACCAAUCAAGUCGACCUCUCAGCUGCUGCUAGAGCAGGAAUCCCUGUGUUCAACUCCCCCUUCUCCAAUUCUCGCUCUGUCGCAGAGCUCGUAAUGUCCGAACUUGUCGCGCUUUCCCGCCAGCUCUUUGAGAGAGCGUACGAAUUGCGAACAGGUAUCUGGAACAAGCAGUCGAAAGGCUGCUGGGAGAUUCGCGGGAAGACGUUAGGGAUUGUAGGCUAUGGCCACAUUGGGUCUCAGCUUUCGGUACUCGCGGAAGCGUUUGGCCUCCGUGUCCUCUUCCAUGAUGUUGUCAACAUCAUGCCGUUGGGUUCAGCGCGUCAGGUUGAUUCCCUGUCGACGCUACUAUCCGAGUCAGAUUUUGUAACACUUCACGUCCCCGAACUCCCCGAAACUAUCAACAUGAUAUCUGAACAACAAUUGGCUCAAAUGAAAAAGGGAUCAUAUCUCAUCAACAAUGCACGAGGCAAAGUCGUCGAUAUACCCGCCCUCGUUCGAUUCCUGCAGUCUGGUCAUCUGGCUGGCGCAGCUAUAGACGUCUUUCCAGCCGAGCCUGGGGCAAAUGGUGCACCAUUUGAUGACCAGCUAAAUUCAUGGGCUUCCACUCUGCGCGCCCUCAACAACGUAAUCCUCACACCCCAUAUCGGUGGUUCGACAGAGGAAGCACAGAAAAUGAUUGGGGAGGAGGUCUCUCAAGCCCUCUCUCGUUACCUGGGUUAUGGUUCAACCGUCGGGGCUGUUAAUUUCCCCGAAGUCGAUCUGCGCGCGAUCACUGCAGACCAUUUGACUCAAAUUCGUGUCUGUCAUGUGCACAAGAACCAGCCUGGUGUGCUGAAGCAGGUCAACGAUGCAUUGUCACCAUACAACGUCGAGAAGCAGUAUUCUGACUCCAAGGGCGAGGUGGCGUACCUCAUGGCUGACAUAGCGGAUGUCAGCCCAGCAGACAUGCUAAGAUUGAAGGAAAGGAUCAGUGGGACGGACGCCAAUAUUAUUACCAGAUUUUUGACUUAGAUUUCCCAUAAAAGCCGAAAUGGACGGUUCCUCCCGUUGUACUGACCACAUGUAUUCUACACCGGAUGCUCACUCAACUGUCCAUCCAUUGCCCAUUCAACUGGAUAUCCUAAACAUUUGUAUUACAGAAUGUACCAUGUUGUAUCAUUGUAAAGUCCCAUGCCAGUUUUUGGCUAGAAAAUAGGACAAUUACGUUUC
Laccaria bicolor S238N-H82 is the source of this 1578-nucleotide messenger RNA. RefSeq lists its product as uncharacterized. Lineage: Eukaryota; Fungi; Basidiomycota; Agaricomycetes; Agaricales; Hydnangiaceae. The record is from RefSeq and is a predicted model, not a curated record. The transcript is spliced from 2 exons. Bases 1 to 1380 code for a protein of 459 amino acids. Gene Ontology annotation, molecular function: oxidoreductase activity, acting on the CH-OH group of donors, NAD or NADP as acceptor; NAD binding.